Molecule: messenger RNA, 456 nt
Organism: Dentiscutata erythropus
Lineage: Eukaryota; Fungi; Glomeromycota; Glomeromycetes; Diversisporales; Gigasporaceae
Source: the annotation of a GenBank genome assembly
GUUAUAGAUAAUAUAGUUGAAUUGUUAGAGCCUAUACUUAUCGCAACAGAAUUAUUAUCCUCAAGCUCAUAUUCAACUAUCUCUGAUAUUUGUUUAACUUUUUUGGGACUUUAUCAUCAUCUUAGCAAAUUUAUAGAUAAUAAAUCACAAAUUACAGAACAGUAUAUAAUGGCAGAUUCUAUUAGGUUUAAGCUAAAUAAAUAUUGGUUCAUACUUGAAGAAUCAACUAUAAUUACAAUUCUUGACCCCUCAUCUAAGCUUUUGACUUUUCCUACUAAUAAUGAAAAGGAUACUGCUCUUACUAGUCUAAAAAAUACUAUAACUCAGUAUAACAUCCCAGCAACAACUACAACUACAACUAUGCCUAAAUUGAUGCCUAAAAAUAAAAGAAAGUUUUUUAAAUUAUUAUUAAUACAGCAACAAACAAUCAAGCAACUCUUAAUGGAGGAGUUAUAA